Messenger RNA from Caenorhabditis bovis, 303 nucleotides. The record is from the annotation of a GenBank genome assembly. NCBI's taxonomy places the organism in Eukaryota, Metazoa, Nematoda, Chromadorea, Rhabditida, Rhabditidae.
AUGUACUUACGAAAUAUUGCGAGACUCGAACAACGUAAUAAUGUCAUUCGCUCGAUGUAUGCGGCGACAACUGAGUACCCGCCGUUAUCGCACGUAUUUUUCGAUAACGACACGGUUAUCGGCGAAUCGCAGCCCGAUGCUGCAUUUGUGAGCAUGGGAUUGGUGUGGAGUAGGCCGAGAACCGUUGACGAUGACAUUGGAAUGCCUUUGAAUCAACCAAUUGGAACGAAGGACAAAAUCUCAUUUUACAACUACGGAAAUUUGUACAAAAACUAUUACAAGCAACAAAAUUAUGGAAAAUAA